AUGUCCGACUGCAGAAGGCAGUGGAACCGGGAGGAUGAGCUGCCGGUCUACCUGGCGGGACCGAUCAGCACCGGGCCGAACCAGAGGAAAAGCUUCGGGAUGUUCAGCUCCGUGGAGGGGGCGUUUGAAAGCAAGACCAUAGACUUCGAUAACUACGCGGUGGGCAGGAAAGGGAGCCGCACCCCGAGAAGUGGGAGCCGGGAGAGGCUCCUGGACGCAGGUGACCCCAUCGGCAAGACGCCCAGCGAGGCCCGGGAAGGGUCACUCAGCAACUCGCCCGGGGAGAGAGACGACGGUCGCGCCGGUGUUGAGAUCAGAUAUUCAUCCGGGAAGGAGAGCCCUGAUGGGAAGAAUGAAAGGCUGUUGAUCAAAGGAGGGCGGGUGGUCAAUGAUGACCAGUCUCUCUAUGCUGAUGUCUACAUUGAAGAUGGACUCAUCAAGCAGGUGGGCGAGAAUCUGGUUGUACCUGGGGGUGUCAAGGUGAUCGAGGCUAAUGGCCGCAUGGUGAUACCGGGGGGGAUAGAUGUCAACACCUGCCUGAUGAAGCCUUACCUUGGCACGAAGCCCGUCGAUGAUUUCCUCCAGGGCACCAAGGCUGCACUUGCAGGGGGCACCACCAUGAUCAUCGACCAUGUGACCCCCCAGCCUGGGGAGAGCCUGUUGGAGGCGUUUGAGUGCUGGCAGGAGGCUGCAGAUAAGAAGGCAUGUUGCGAUUACUCCCUGCACGUGGACAUCCCCCAGUGGAAUGAGACUGUUAAAGACGAGUUGGAGCUGCUGGUGCACGACAAAGGUAUCAACUCCUUCCAAGUGUACAUGGCGUAUAAGGGUGUUUACCAGAUGUCGGACUCUGAGCUGUAUGAGGCUUUCUCCUUCCUGAAGCAGCUGGGUGCUGUGGUGUUAGUUCAUGCUGAAAACGGAGAUCUAAUUGCACAGGAACAGAGAAAAAUCCUUGGAAUGGGAAUCACCGGACCUGAAGGCCAUCCUCUGAGUCGUCCUGAAGAGCUUGAGGCUGAGGCGGUGUUCCGCGCCAUCACCCUUGGCAACCGUGUGAACUGUCCUGUGUACAUCACCAAGGUGAUGAGCAAGAGUGCAGCCGACACCAUCACUCAGGCCCGUAGGAAAGGUUCUGUCGUUUUUGGGGAGCCAAUUACAGCUAGCCUGGCCACAGACGGUUCUCACUAUUGGAACAAGAACUGGGCAAAAGCGGCUGCUUGUGUGACCUCCCCACCUCUGAGUCCUGACCCCACAACCCCAGACCACCUCCACACACUGCUGGCUUGUGGGGACCUCCAGGUGGUGGGCAGCGCUCACUGCACCUACAGCACUUCACAGAAAGCAAUUGGUAAAGAUGACUUCACCCUGAUCCCAGAGGGAACCAACGGAGUGGAGGAGAGGAUGGGUUUUGUUUGGGACAAGGCCGUGGCCAUGGGGAAGAUGGAUGAAAACCAGUUUGUGGCAGUCACAUCUACCAACGCUGCUAAAAUCUUCAACCUGUACCCACGCAAAGGCCGGAUAGCGGUGGGCUCUGACGCCGACAUCGUCAUCUGGGACCCUGACAGCGUCAAAACCAUCAGUGCCAAACUCCAGCAGUCGGCUUCAGAAUACAACAUCUUUGAGGGUCUGGAGUGCCGUGGGGGUCCGGCGCUGGUGAUGAGUCAAGGUCAGGUGGUUUAUGAGGACGGCAAGCUGCAGGUUCAGCAGGGCACCGGCCGAUUUAUUCCUCGCAAGCACUUCCCGGACCAUGCUUACCAGCGUGUCAAGUUCAGGAACCAGGUGAAAGGCAAGCAGGGUGUUACUCGUGGUAUGUACGACGGCCCUGUGUACGAUGUGGUCCCUACCCCCAAAUAUAUCACUCCUGCUCCGUCAGCCAAAACCUCACCCACCUCUCACCAACCACCACCAAUUCGCAAUCUUCACCAGUCCAACUUCAGCCUGUCAGGGGCACAGAUUGAUGACAACGUCCCUCGUCGGUCUGGCCACCGCAUUGUAGCACCCCCCGGUGGACGCUCCAACAUCACCAGCCUUGGUUGAAGGCCCGACUGUGCGCCCAGUGUGGUCGUUGUGGGGUUUCACCUCCCGAGUGUGUGUGAGUGCGUGCGUAUGACUGAGAGUGUGAGCA
Molecule: messenger RNA, 2119 nt
Organism: Chelmon rostratus (copperband butterflyfish)
Lineage: Eukaryota; Metazoa; Chordata; Actinopteri; Chaetodontiformes; Chaetodontidae
Gene: crmp1
Product: collapsin response mediator protein 1
Exons: 14
Coding region: 1-2031 (676 amino acids)
Cellular component (GO): cytosol; cytoplasm
Molecular function (GO): hydrolase activity, acting on carbon-nitrogen (but not peptide) bonds, in cyclic amides
Source: RefSeq, a predicted model, not a curated record